Messenger RNA from Nicotiana attenuata, 2032 nucleotides. Its product is annotated as multicopper oxidase LPR1-like. The record is from RefSeq and is a predicted model, not a curated record. Bases 200 to 1915 code for a protein of 571 amino acids. Lineage: Eukaryota; Viridiplantae; Streptophyta; Magnoliopsida; Solanales; Solanaceae. The transcript has 3 exons. Gene Ontology annotation, molecular function: oxidoreductase activity; copper ion binding.
UCAAUAUAAAUACUUCCAACAUUUCUUCUUCUUCUUCUUCUUGUGAACUCAAAACCAAACUUUGUCCUUUAUAUUCUAAGCUUUAUCUUCCUUCUUUCUUCCUUAUUUAGCAUCCACAACUCCAAAACACAAACAUUCCUCUCUCUAAAACUUCAGAAAGAGAAACCCUGAAAAAGCAAAAAUAAAAAUAAAAAAGAGGAUGGAAAAAGUGAUAUUUUUGGUGUUUUUGAAUUUAUUGGGAAUUUUCUUGGUUUCAAUGGCAGAAGAUAAACUUAUGAGCCCUUCAAAAUUAAGAAUGUUUGUUGACAAACUUCCAGAUAUGCCAAGAAUAAAAGGUUAUGAUGUUAUCAAUGGUGUUCAUGUCCCUAAAUCACUCAAAAUUGGUAUGUACCACAAAAAAUGGAAAUUCCACAGGGAUCUUCCUGCAACUCCGGUAUUCGCAUAUGGUACAUCGAGGCACACAGCAACAGUCCCUGGUCCUACAAUCGAGGCCGUUAAUGGAGUUGAAACUUACAUUACGUGGCAAAAUUACCUCCCUUCAAAACAUAUACUUCCUUGGGAUCCAACAAUUCCAACUGCUACACCUUCUUCUAAGAAAGGAAUUCCAACAGUAGUGCACCUCCAUGGAGGAAUUGAUGAACCAGAAAGUGAUGGACACUCUGAAGCAUGGUUUACUAAUGGAUUCAAAAAUCGAGGACCGAAAUGGACUAAAAAAAAGUACCAUUAUCACAAUUUUCAACAUCCUGGAACCAUGUAUUACCAUGAUCACGCAAUGGGGUUGACUAGGGUAAACAUUCUUGCUGGUUUAAUGGGAGUCUAUGUUAUCCUUCAACCAAGUGUCGAGGGGCCACUGGGAUUGUUAUAUGGUGAAGAAUAUGAUCGUCCGUUGGUCGUAUUUGAUCGUGGUUUUCGAACAGACGGUUCGAUUUACAUGAAUUCUACUGGAAACAAUCCUUCAAUACAUCCUCAAUGGCAACCUGAAUAUUUUGGUGAUGCAAUUAUUGUCAAUGGCAAAGCAUGGCCUUACAUGGUGGUAAAACGAAGGAAGUAUCGUUUUAGGAUCAUCAAUGCAAGUAAUGCGAGGUUCUUUAAAUUUUUCUUCACCAAUAAUAUGACAUUUAUCCACGUGGCAUCUGAUUCAGCAUACCAUGAAGAACCGUUGGUGCUCCAUGACCUACUACUAGCUCCAUCUGAAAUAGCUGAUGUGAUUGUUGACUUUUCACAGUCAAAGUCAAAGUCGGCGAUCUUAGCCAAUGAUGCAGCAUACCCUUAUCCUUCUGGUGAUCCUGUUAACGAAGCUAAUAGUAAGAUCAUGAAGUUCAUUAUCGAACCACAUCACGUGGUAGAUACAAGUCGCAUUCCACGAAAAUUGAUGAAGUAUCAAUCCCUGAAUGUAUCCGAGGCUUCAAAUACAAGGUACAUAGCUUUUUACGAGUAUGCUAGUGACAUUGACGAGCCUACGCAUUUGUAUAUCAAUGGAAAAUCAUUCGAAGCACCAGUGACUGAGACGCCAAAAGUCGGGACCAGUGAGAUCUGGAACAUCAUCAAUCUAACGGAGGACAAUCACCCAUUACACAUCCAUUUAGGUAUGUUUGUUGUCUUGGAUCAAACAGAAUUGGUGAAUAAUGAAGAAUUUAAAGCUUGUAUGAUGAAGUUGAAUGAUGCAAUCAAGUGCCAAGUUAGCAAGUAUGCACAAGGUAAAAUGACAGAGGUGCCUGCUCAUGAAAAAGGGUGGAAAAAUGUGUACAAAAUGAUGCCAGGACAUGUUACAAGAAUACUUGUGAGAUUUUCUUAUAUUCAUUCGAAUGCUUCAUAUCCCUUUGAUGCAACAACAGAGCCUGGCUAUGUUUACCAUUGCCAUAUUCUAGAUCAUGAAGAUAAUGUCAUGAUGAGGCCUCUAAAGCUUAUCCAUUGAUAGGAAUGGCCUUUUCUUUUCUUAUUUUUGAUAAUAUAUUUGUGGGUGUUGAUGAGCUCAUAUGUAUAAACCAUUUACCAAUUUUAAUCGAGUGAAAAAUUAUGAAAUUGAUGCCAA